Molecule: messenger RNA, 838 nt
Organism: Indicator indicator
Lineage: Eukaryota; Metazoa; Chordata; Aves; Piciformes; Indicatoridae
Gene: DRAM2
Product: DNA damage regulated autophagy modulator 2
Exons: 7
Coding region: 19-819 (266 amino acids)
Biological process (GO): photoreceptor cell maintenance; regulation of autophagy
Cellular component (GO): lysosome
Source: RefSeq, a predicted model, not a curated record
GGCGCCGGCGGCGCUGCCAUGUGGUGGUUCCAGCAGGGCCUCUCUUUCCUGCCUGUGGCUUUGGUGGUUUGGUCAGCAGCAUCUUUUGUCUUUUCCUACAUCACUGCCAUCGUCCUGCACCACGUGGACCCCCUGGUGCCCUACAUCAGUGACACAGGGACAAUACCUCCUGAGAGAUGCUUGUUUGGGAUCAUGUUGAACAUUUCAGCUUUCUUGGGGGUGGCCACCAUGUACGUGCGCUACAAGCAAGUUUGUGCCUUGAGCCCAGACAAAGCCAGGAUCCUCAAGCUGAAUAAGAUUGGCCUCACCCUGGGCUGGAUGAGCUGCUUUGGACUCUGCAUUAUUGCAAACUUCCAGAAAUGCAUCCUGUACUACAUCCACGUGCUGGGGGCCUGCCUGACCUUUGGAGUGGGAGCCAUUUACAUGCUGGUUCAGACCAUCCUGUCCUACCUGAUGCAGCCAGAAGUUCACAGCAAGGACAUCUUCUGGAUCCGCCUGACCGCGCUGCUCUGGUGCUGCUCCAGCAUCCUCAGCAUGUUUGUUUCCUCUGUUGUCCUCUACAGUGGCCUGUAUGGAACUAACCUGGUGCAGAAGCUGCACUGGGACCCUCAGGAAAAGGGCUACACAACUCACAUCAUCAGCACUGUCUCAGAGUGGUCCCUGGCAUUCUCCUUCCUCAGCUUCUUCCUCACCUACAUCAGGGACUUCCAGAAAAUUUCUCUCCAUGCUGUCACCAGCCUGCAGGGCCAGACCCUCUACAACACCCCACAGGGCUUCGGGAGCGACCAGCAGGGCCUGCUGGUGGCAGGGAGCAUCUGAGCAGGGCUGGGGAGGAGGC